ACAUUACUCCCGUCUUGAGCCUCUCCCUCUAUUGGACUGUCUUUCUCCCGCAGGGAUAAACAAAUGGCAGCUGCGGUCUGCUUCAACUGUGCCACGCCGGCCAGCACCGGUCUCCAGCCACGCAAGCGAUGCCUAGAGGACCGUGUCGUUUUGGGGAAGAUCGCCAAGCAGCUGAAUGUGACGAGGGUGAGUGCGGGGCGAGGACAGCCUUCAAGAAGGUCCAGGGUCGGACCUGUAAGAUGCAGUGGGGUCGGGAUAGGGGACUUUAUCGGAGGCGAUCUGCUGAAGCCCGACCUCGGCCGCUGGCUCUCGGACGUCGAGGAGCACAAAGCGCUCGCCAUCUACACGCCUCACGAGGGAGGCUAUGAGGGACGCUACCUCAAUCGCCUCAGGCGCCAGGGCUACUACUUCCUCGACCUCACGGCUCGAGGCCUCGGCGAUCCCGAGACCACUCUCACCAAGAUUCACCCCGUUUGCCCUCCGCACGUCGGGAAGCAGCCCAUAGCAAGGUGGUAUUUCCCACCGGAAGUAGAUUACAGGCUCGCGGCACUACCCCCUGAUGCUAAAGGCCUAGUCGUCUGGAUAAUCGAGGCCAAGGUUCUGUCCAAAUCCGAGCUCCAGUUUCUCGCCUUACUUCCCACGCUCCGGCCGAAGGUCAGGGUCAUCGCAGAGUGCGGCAACUGGCGAAAGGUCAUGUGGAAGCCGCUCAAAGAAAUCGCAGGUUUGACUGCAGAUACCGAAUCAUGAUCGACCCAGCCAGGGGACACCAAUAGUGAUAUCAACAGCAAAUCAGGAAUGCACGGUAGAUGAUUUACAAUCCUCCAGGCAAUGAUUGCUCCAACUUCGCCAUUGUCCGAGGAACUCAGUCGUGGCAGGGAGGAGCACCAGAAAAUCAAUACAGCCCUUGGCAAGCUGUUGCCUGUGCAGAAACUACAUAUGUUGACACAACUAUGUUUGCUAUUCAUUGCUCUUAGAUUAUCUACUCAAGGCAUCCAACGAGCACAAUUUUUAAACGUGUCACCACCUGGAAAAAUGCAUAAGCAAGGAAGACACUGUGUCGCAUCCAUUGUAUUACAUUUCCUAUUAUGUAAUCAACUAACAGACCCGGCAGGUAAAACGGAAAAGCAUAGCAGUUUCACAUUC
Molecule: messenger RNA, 1143 nt
Organism: Rhodamnia argentea
Lineage: Eukaryota; Viridiplantae; Streptophyta; Magnoliopsida; Myrtales; Myrtaceae
Product: NAD(P)H-quinone oxidoreductase subunit N, chloroplastic
Exons: 4
Coding region: 64-747 (227 amino acids)
Cellular component (GO): membrane
Molecular function (GO): oxidoreductase activity, acting on NAD(P)H, quinone or similar compound as acceptor
Source: RefSeq, a predicted model, not a curated record